Iphiclides podalirius (scarce swallowtail) is the source of this 5484-nucleotide messenger RNA. The record is from the annotation of a GenBank genome assembly. Lineage: Eukaryota; Metazoa; Arthropoda; Insecta; Lepidoptera; Papilionidae.
AUGACGAGGCGGUGGCAUUGCAUAGUCCUGUACACUGCACUAUGCUUCGGCACAGGAUCUUCGAACAUGCUACCGGUUUUCACACAGGACACGGACAACUUGGCGCUGUCGGAGAGCACACCGGUGGGCAGGGUAGUGUACACGUUGCAAGGGACCGACCCCGAAGGUUUUCCGAUAAAAUACGGACUUGUUGGAACGGAUAAGUUCUCAGUGAACCCCGAAACUGGAGAUAUUACAUUAAUACAGCCCCUUGACAGAGAAAGAGAGGACACUAUAAAGUUCCUGGUGUCCAUAGAGGACCAGGAUCCGGAAGGCGCUCUUAACCUGACGCAGACCCAACCGAUGACCGUAAUCGUCAUAGAUGAAAACGACAACCCGCCUAUAUUUAAAAACAGCCCUUACGAAGUCGACGUGCCAGAGGACGAGGCCGUUGGAACCACUAUCCUGAAGAACAUCGAGGUGGAAGACCACGAUUCUGUUGGCGACAGCCUCGAAGUGGGAUGUGUGCCGAGUGAUCAGUGGCCAGAUGCUUGCGAUAUAUUCGAAGUGGUGACCCUUCACUCCACGGCCAACCAGUACACGGGCGCGCUGGUCCUCAAGAAGAAACUGGACUACAACGAGAACCAGUUCUACCAGUUCCAGUUGUAUGCGACGGACGGCGCCUUAAACUCCACAGUGCCUAUCGAAGUGAAGGUGGCGGAUGUCCAGAACACCGCUCCCGUGUUCAGUGGCGCUCUGAGCGGGGCAUUGCCCGAAGAUGCCCCGGUCGGGACCCUGGUGCUGACGGUGAAGGCGCGCGACGCUGACAGGGCGCAGCCGAGGCCGGUGCGGCUAGAACUGCUGACUAAUCCCUUGGAUUUCUUCUGGCUGGACAGCAGCACCGGCGAACUGAAGACCGCCAAGCCGCUGGACAGGGAAGCGCUGGCCGACCCCAACUCACCGUUGAACCUCACUGUUCGGGCGACCGAGAUCGUGAACGGCGUGCCGCUGGUGUCCGACCUCACGUCGACGGCGGCGACGGUGACGGUGACCAUCAAGGACGUGAACGACGAGCCGCCGCGCUUCGACCGCAGGGAGUACCACGUGGUGAUACCGGAGAGCCUGCCCGUGGGGACGCCGCUCCCCAAUCUGGACAUGGUGGUCACCGAUACCGAUGUGGGUCUAAAUUCCGUCUUCGCCCUGCGCCUGUCCGACGAGAUGGGGGCGUUUGUGGUGGAGCCCGCGGUGGCCACCGGCAGCGCCACGGUCACCCUCCGGCUGAACACCACCCUGGACUACGAGGAUCCCAACCAGAGGAAGUUCAUCCUGGAGGUGAUAGCGGAGGAGGUGCACACCUCGCCCAAGCUGCGCUCGAAGGCGAGCGUGACGGUGUCGCUGCGCGACGUGAACGACAACCGGCCGCAGUUCGCGGCGGAGCCCUACGCGGCCUCCGUGGCGGAGGCGGCGCCCCACGGCGCCAGGGUGGCCGCGAUUAGGGCUUCAGACGCGGACACCGGCAGGUUUGGCACCGAGGGCAUCGUCUACGAGCUGUCGGGCAGCGGGUCGGAGCUAUUCCACGUGGACAACAGGAGUGGGGUGAUCACGGUGGCGGAAUGCGCCACCCCGGGACGCUCGCCCUGCCUGGACUACGAGACCAGGAAGGACUACUUCCUCCAGUACAAGGCGACGGACGAGGACGGCGCCGGCCAGGCCACGGCCGCCCCUCUGCAGAUCUCCCUGGACGACUCCAACGACAACCCGCCGCUGUUCCUCACGCCCGUCUACAAGGCCUCCAUCGACGAGGACGCCCUCAAGUUCGAGCCCGAGCUGCAGGUUCAAGCUCGUGACGCGGACGUGUCUUCUGACAUCCGCUACUCGAUCAUAUACCCGCCGCGCAACCCCUUCUGGAUAGAUCCGCAAACGGGCAAGAUAUCAGUCCGAGGGGAGAUUGGUUCCGUCAACGCUACAGGAGAAAAUCGUAUUGUGCUCACGAUAUUGGCAACAGACGGAGUGCACAACGCGACGUGCAACGUCGAGAUAACAGUACGGGACGUGAACAACCACGCGCCAGUCUUCGAUACGGAUAAAUACGACGCCGAAAUCAAAGAGGAUGCUCCCAUCGGCACGGAGGUGGCCUCGGUGCACGCCACGGACCUGGACAGCGGCGCCAACGCGGAGCUGGUCUACUCCAUCCAGCGCGGGGCGCUGGACGCCUUCAGGGUGGAGCCCAGCAGCGGCGUGGUGGCCGUGGCGGCAGCGCUGGACCACGACCGCCGCGACACCUACAGGGUGCUGCUGGUGGCCACGGACAUGGGGGUCCCAUCGCUGACGGGGACCACCGAGCUGACGAUCCGCGUGAUCAACGUGAACGACAAGCGGCCAGUGUUCACGCCCAGCGUGCAGAGAGCCGAGGUGUCGGCCGACGCGCAGGCGGGCGCGGUCCUGCACAGGCUGGCCGCCGAGGACCCCGAUAUCGAGGACAGCGCCAACCUGGUGUUCGCGAUGUCCAGUGACGUGCCGAUACGGGCCGUCGACGAGAACGGCCAGGAGGUGAGCGAGGAGGGGAUCUUCGAGUCCUGGUUCGAGGUCCUGCCCAGCGGGGAGGUGGUGGUGGGCGCGCCGCUGCAGCGCCGCCUGGCGGCGGUGCUGACGCUACCCGUGCUCGUCACCGACACGGAGGCCCCCACCUUGCAGAGGACCCAGGGCGAGCUGAUCGUGACCAUAGUGGACGUGAAUCGCCACGGGCCCGUGUUCACGGAGCCGGCCUACCUGGAGAAGAUCCUGGAGGAGCAGCCUCCGGGGACGGUGCUCAACACGUACAGCGCCACGGACAAGGAGACGCCCAUAGCCGCUAUGGUCAUCCACCCCCCCAGCCCCUACUUCCAGAUAGACAACGCCACCGGUGUCGUGAAAAUCGCCCAGCGCAUCGACUACGAGAAAGUUAAACGCAUAAACUUCACUCUGGUCGCGUUCGACUCGGGGGUUCCCCAGAGGUCCGCCUCCGCAUCCGUAUGGGUGGAGGUGGAGAACCUGAACGACGAGGAGCCGACCUUCGCGGAGCGGGAGUACCAGGCCACCGUCCCGGAGAACUCGCCGGCGGGCACCAGCGUGGUCACCGUCGCUGCCGUCGACAGGGACGAAGGCGAAUUCGGCGAGGUGACGUACAACUUGUCCGGUGAACUGUCCCACUUCUUCUCCAUCGACGCUGCCACCGGCGCCAUAUCUGUCGCCGAGGGGAUCAAUAUCGACAGGGAGAACAUAACUGACUUCCACCUGCGGGCCAUAGCGAGCGACAACGCGCCUCCGACGCUCAAGAAGACCACCAGCGUGCCUGUCAACAUCAAAGUGCUGGACGAGAACGACAACCCGCCGGUGUUCAGCCAGAAGGUGUACAAGAGCACCAUCGCUGAGAACCUGCAGCUGGAGCCACCGGCCGCUAUACUCCAAGUGCUGGCCGAGGAUAGAGAUGAAGGGGAGAACGGGAGAGUAGAGUACUCCAUUGAGGAACAGAGCGAACCAGGCACGUUCACGGUGGACCGCUGGAAGGGCAUCAUCCGGCCCAGUAGGGCGGUGCGUGGCAGCACCAGCCACCAGCUGUGGGUGCGCGCCUCGGACGGGCCCCACUCGGACAGGGCGCGCGUGGACGUGGCAGUGGUGAGCGUCAACCGCCACAGCCCCCAAUUCCUGCAACCGCCGCCGGACCAGCGUCAGCUCGAGAUCCCAGAGAACGCGGCCCAAGCGGACUACUUGGUGACCACGAUAAAGGCGGUGGACGAGGACAGCGGCGAGAACGGCCGCGUCUCGUACUACCUGAAGGUGGACAACCAGAACGUGGGCGAGACCGCCGAGUUCAGCCUGGACCGAGACUCGGGCGAGCUCAGGACCAAGACCUUCCUCGACCGGGAGCACCGGUCCGAGUACCAGCUGGUGGUGGCGGCCGUGGACAACGGCACCCCCGCCCGCUUCGAGAGCGUGCGCCUGCUGCAAGUGGUGCUGGCGGACGAGGACGACAACCGGCCGGCGUUCGCCAGCGCGCGCUACCUCUUCGCCGUGGCCGAGGGGCUGCCCAGGGGCGUGGCAGUGGGAACAGUAAAAGCCGUAGACAAAGACUCCGGUGAGAACGGCAAAGUGUACUACCACAUAUUGGAAGGGAACCAGGAAGGCGCUUUCAUCCUGGACAGGACCCAGGGCACACUACGUGCCAACGUCACCUUUGACAGGGAGGAGCGGGAGGAGUACACCUUGACGGUGUACGCGAGCAACAGCCCGCUGCUGGAGCGCGCGGCCGCCAUCUUGAAUGCCAUAGACAACAGCACGGACGGCCAAGAUGGCGGCGUCGCUGUGGUCACGGUCAAAGUCCUGGACGUCAACGACAACGAGCCUAAGUUCCAGCAGAAAGUUUACUACGCCGGCGUGAAGCACACGGCGCGCAUCCACGAGCCGAUACUGUCGGUGAGCGCCGAGGACCCCGACCUUCGGGAGAACGGCACCCUGGUCUACAUGGUGGCGGCCUCGCACCUCUACAAGUUCGGCGCGGAGCGGUCCAGUGGCAGCGUCGUGCCCUCGCCCUUCAACGUCAGCCAGGAUGGUGUCCUGAUGACGGCCACCUUCAUGUCGGAGUACAACCAGGACCGGUUCGUGCUGGACAUCAUCGCGCAGGAGUUGGCUCCUCCGCAUCGGCAGGCCAAGGCGCAGGUUUACCUGUGGGUGAUCGACCGGUCGGCGCUGAUCCGCCUGGUGGUGUCGCGCAGCUGCGCGUCGCCGUCGGGCGCGGUGCGCGAGCGGCUGCAGCAGGCGGGCCAGGCGCUGCUGGUCGCCGGCCGCACGCUGCCGCUCGUGCAGGCCGACAGGCUGCACGACGACUGGUGCGAGAUCCACCUCCACGCGGUGGACCCGAGCACCUACCAGGUGCUGCCCGUGGACCGGGUGCUGAAGACCAUCGACUCCAAAUACGACCAGCUCAAGGACGUGUACCAGCAGUUCGGCGUGGAGACGCUGAUCGCAGCCAGCGCCACCUCCAAAGCGCCGGACAGCUUUGACCCGGCACUAGCAGCGCUUAUAGCACUUCUCAUAGUGCUCUUCACUGGGAUCGUCACAUUCGUCGUGGUGUGCGCCUGCCUCAAGCAUUGGGUGAUACCGCCGCCGUCGCUGCAAUCGAGCAAGGGCGACAGCCUCGCCCGGAGGCGGAUCCUCGAGGAGCUGAGCACCACGGAGAACCCCCUCUGGCUGGAGACCAAGCUGCGCCCGUACGAGGAGCAGGAGCUCACCAUGAACGUGUUCGGGGACCAGGCCGAGCAGCCCGGUCCGGACCAGCCGCAGACGGACAACACGUACGCGACGAUCCAGGGCAGCCGGACGGCGGAGCGGUUUGGCGAUUACGCCACGCUGGGCGGGGAAUCACCCACGCCCUUGGAGGCGGCGCUGGCCUUCCAGGGCAGCACGUUCAAGCCGCCCAGCGCUGGAACUCCCGAGCCGCCGCCUCGACCGGCCGCCCUCUCGCCGCUC